This is a messenger RNA of Girardinichthys multiradiatus, 1824 nucleotides long. RefSeq names its product glutamic-oxaloacetic transaminase 1, soluble (gene got1). The transcript is spliced from 9 exons. The record is from RefSeq and is a predicted model, not a curated record. Gene Ontology annotation, cellular component: cytosol. Gene Ontology annotation, molecular function: pyridoxal phosphate binding; L-aspartate:2-oxoglutarate transaminase activity. Gene Ontology annotation, biological process: L-aspartate biosynthetic process. Bases 99 to 1331 code for a protein of 410 amino acids. NCBI's taxonomy places the organism in Eukaryota, Metazoa, Chordata, Actinopteri, Cyprinodontiformes, Goodeidae.
ACACAAAGCCGAUUUGAAGGUGAGAGUCAUUUUACAUUGCCUAAACUAGCUGGUCAGGUGACAGCUCCCUGGUGCUACAGCCAUCUUUAACAGAAGACAUGUCAGUGUUUUGUGAGGUCCCACAGGGAGCCCCCGUAGCUGUCUUUAAACUAACGCAGGACUUCAAUAACGACCCGUUUCCAAAUAAGGUGAACCUUGGAGUGGGAGCGUACAGGACAGAUGAAGGCAAGCCAUGGGUUUUGCCGGUGGUGAAAAAGGUGGAGAAGAUCAUCGUGCACGAUGACAGGCUAAACCAUGAGUACCUGCCCAUCCUGGGACUCCCUGAGUUCAGAUCGUCCUCCUCCAAGAUCGUAUUGGGAGAUGACAGUCCUGCCAUUCGGGAGGACAGGGUGGGCGGUGUCCAGUGUCUCGGUGGUACUGGUGCUUUAAGGAUCGGUGCAGAGUUUCUGAGGCGAUUCUACAAUAGGAACAACAACACAAAAACGCCCGUCUACGUGUCUGCACCUACUUGGGAAAAUCAUAAUGCCGUCUUCAGCAGUGCUGGUUUUGAGGAUGUCCGUCCAUACAAAUACUGGGACGCACAGAAGAGAGGUCUUGAUUUGUCAGGUUUCCUUAGGGACUUGGAAAGUUGUCCAGAGCGCUCCAUCUUUGUCCUGCAUGCUUGUGCCCAUAAUCCCACUGGAACUGACCCCACACAGGAGCAGUGGAAGCAAAUAGCUGAAGUCAUGAUGAGGCGAAAGCUGUUUGUGUUCUUUGACUCGGCCUAUCAGGGGUUUGCCUCGGGUAACCUUGAGAAAGACGCUUGGGCUGUCCGCUACUUUGUCUCUAUGGGCAUUGAAAUGUUCUGCGCUCAGUCUUUCUCAAAGAACUUCGGACUCUAUAAUGAGCGUGUGGGCAACCUGACAAUCGUGGCUCGGGAUGCAGAUAACCUGAAGAGAGUUCUCUCCCAGAUGGAGAAGAUUGUCAGGACCACCUGGUCCAACCCACCCUCUCAGGGAGCUCGUGUCGUUGCGGUCACGCUUAGCUCACCAGAACUAUUUUCUGAAUGGAAGGACAACGUGAAGACAAUGGCUGACAGAGUCUUACUGAUGAGAGCUCAGCUUAAAGCCAAGCUUCAGGCUCUGGGAACACCAGGGACCUGGGACCACAUCACAGACCAGAUCGGCAUGUUCAGCUUCACAGGACUGAACGCUAAACAAGUGGAAUACAUGGUGAAGGAGAAACACAUCUACUUAAUGGCCAGUGGUCGCAUCAACAUGUGCGGGUUGACCAGCAAGAACAUAGACCAUGUGGCCGAGUCCAUCCACGAGGCUGUUACCAAGGUGCAGUAGGAUAAUCUCCCAGCCCUCAGCACAUCCUGCUGCCCUGCCCGGAGGAGCAGUGAUCGCAGAGGCAGUGUUUGUCCCACAGAUUUAAUUAUACCCAGAUGGCUUCCCUGUAUUUUAAUUCACUGUGUUAAGAUGGGUUUAACACAUCCUAAGCAGGGAUGCCAUUAUGCAGAUAGUUUUUGUUUUUUCAUUCAUCACAUGUUGUCAUAGAUCAUGUUCUUUGUUUUGUUCCAUAUGUUAAUCUUGAAGUGGUAUAGCAUGUAUUUGUUUUGCUGCUGAUUCCUAAGAUACCUCUUUUUCAAGCGUGAAAAGAUUAAAGCAGUAAAACAUAAAGCAGCAUUAACAGGACCAAUUUAACUUAUGAUCCAGCUAUUAUGAAUGACUAAAGAAAAAUUAUAGCUGGAUUAAAUUAAAACUGUUGUUCUCAGGAAUGUAUUUCAUCUUUAUCUAUGUAAUUUAUUAGUACCCUGUGGAAUUAUAGUUUUUUCCUCCCCUA